AUGUUUAAAUUCAUCCGUACCAUCUGCCUCCCCGUCUUUAAGCGGGAGAUCCAAGGCGUUGCUCCCACGCAGCUGGCCAAGAAUGAUGCCUCAUCAAACCCACAGGAAAAAGAGAAAGAGCCUGUCGCCUGGGAGGUCCCCAUUCAAGGCUACAUCACCCGGGUCAAACCUCGCCGUCUGGAUCGCUGGCUCGACGCCGCCGUCCGCUGGUCCGGCUCCGAGUAUGUCUUCUUCACCAUCCUGGCCGGUAUUCUUGUCUGGGUGUUUCUCAGCAUUCCGUUCCAUGACUCCCUCACCUGGCAGGCUCUGAUCUCCGACGUCCAGGCCAUCCUGAGCUAUGUGUUUGAUUCGUUCUUGAUGCGUCAGCAGCUCAAUGGCUAUGAGGAUGUGCUGGUGGUGACGGCAGAACUUCGUUCUCGCGGCGCCUCGCACAACCGCAUGCUGAGAAAGCUCGUAGAAGGCAUGGACAAGGACGAACUGGCGCGUCUGACAGUGGUCAACGAGCAGCAGGACACCAUGGUCAGUGAAUUCGACCCUGAACUCCCCGGCGAGAACUGGUUCGGACGGGCUGUCACCGCGUUCUCGCGUGUCCUCGGCCAUCUCAUCACCGUGGCACUCUACUGGGCCUGCAUCGUCAUCUGGCUCGGGUUCGGCGCCUUCUGUAGUUGGAGCGACAUGUGGGAGCUGUACAUCAACUCGGCCACGUCGGCGUUGAUGGUCUUUGUGUUCUCGUUCCUGGCCAAUAUCCGCGAACGCCACUCCGACUACACGAAACGCUGUCUGGACGCCAUCUUCCGCGUCGAUGCGGCUCUGGAACUCAAGCUACGGACCGUGACAGGCGACCAGCAGGAGAAUGAGCUCGUGAUCAUCCCACCGCCAAAGGCUAACGUGGUCCAGAAAGUGAUCUUCUAUUAUGCCGAUGUGGUUGGGACCCUGGUGGGAAUCGUGAUUCUCAUUAUCGUCAUCAUCGUUUGGCUUGCUGUCGGCCCAGUCAUGUCGUUCAGCUCCAACUGGUGGCUGUUAAUCGGAACGUAUGCCGGCCUGGUCGGGAUGAACGACGGCUUCGUGCUGCGGAAUGUGCAGAACAAGCUGAGCGACUACGAGAAUGUGGAGUUCGACAAGGUUGACGUGAGCGACGCGGCCCUGUUUGACAUCGCCGGCAUUCGCAUUCCAGAUCGGGAGACAGUCCAACACACGUCGCUGACCCACCGCGUGUCCACGGCCAUGAACAAAGUCUGCGCGCACGAACUUACAGUCAUCGCGGGCUUUCUCGUCAUCGUUGGCCUGAUCGUCGGGUCCAGCGUGAUGCAGUGGAACACGACGGGGCAAUUGAUCUCCAACAUCCCGCCGAGCAUUAUCGAGUCGUUCUUCAUGAUCAUCUUGAUCACGGGGCACAACGACGCCGAUGCGGCGAAGCGGGUGGAUCUGAAGCACCUCUACGAGAGGCGGCUGGCACUGUUGGCGUUUGUCAACCGUGUGGGAGCGGCUGAGUCUGCCAAUCCGCAGCCAGUGACCAUCUGCAGUGAAGAGCAGCUCGCUGAUGAGCAGUAG
Messenger RNA from Rasamsonia emersonii CBS 393.64, 1551 nucleotides. RefSeq lists its product as uncharacterized. The transcript has a single exon. Gene Ontology annotation, biological process: transmembrane transport. NCBI's taxonomy places the organism in Eukaryota, Fungi, Ascomycota, Eurotiomycetes, Eurotiales, Trichocomaceae. The coding region runs from base 1 to 1551 and encodes 516 amino acids. The record is from RefSeq and is a predicted model, not a curated record.